This is a messenger RNA of Sceloporus undulatus (fence lizard), 2382 nucleotides long. Its product is annotated as transmembrane protease serine 13-like. The transcript is spliced from 13 exons. Gene Ontology annotation, molecular function: protein binding; serine-type endopeptidase activity. The coding region runs from base 237 to 1520 and encodes 427 amino acids. The record is from RefSeq and is a predicted model, not a curated record. Lineage: Eukaryota; Metazoa; Chordata; Lepidosauria; Squamata; Phrynosomatidae. Gene Ontology annotation, biological process: proteolysis. Gene Ontology annotation, cellular component: membrane.
CUCCCACCUGCCUGACUUCAGGCACCCACUGAGCAAGGAAGCCGAGCCAAGCAGCCUUUCAGGAAGGCCCUUGCCCACAUCAUGGCAACCUGAGCCCCAGCCCACAUGCAUCACCACUCUUCCUCGCUGCCUACUCUGUCCCCUCCAAAGAGACCAUCCACAGCGUGGCCUUCAGGCCCUUCACAGAGAACACAGCCACCCUUGCCAGCUCCAAGCCAGCACUUCCUCCUCCUUGCAUGGCCUGGAUCACCUCAAGCACCUCCUCCACUCCAACGACGACGACAUUCAAGGCCUCCUGGGGGAGGAUGGGCCAGAAGAGGGUGGCCCUCAUCGCCUGCCUCCUGGUCCUCAUUGUGCUGCUGCUGGCCCUCAUCCUACUGUUUUUGUUCUGGCGCUCAGGCACCGACAUUGUCUACAAGGAACCGGCUGAGAGCUGCCAGGCCCAUGCCGUGCGCUGCAAUGGGGUCCCUGACUGCACCCAGAGGAGUGAUGAGCUUGAUUGUGUGCGCUUUGCCUGGAACCAGUCCUUGCUCCGUGUCUACUCAAGUGCAGAGAGGGAGUGGCUGCCCGUGUGCAGCACCGCCUGGAGUGAGGCCUUCUCCCAGAAGACCUGCCAACAGCUUGGCUUCUUGAAUGCCUCCCAGACAGAGUACGUCCCCCUCUUUUUCUCUGGGAAAAGCCUCGCGGUUGGAGGAAUGGAAGCCACCAUCCAGCAGAGCCUCAACAGCUCUGAGUGCCAUUCUGGAAAAUACAUCGCCCUACGAUGUUCGAGUUGUGGGCAGCGGAUAUCAGGGCGCAUUGUUGAUGGUGCAGAGGCACCAGCCAGCAAGUGGCCGUGGCAAGUCAGCCUUCAGUAUGGCUCCAGCCACAUCUGCGGAGGCACCAUCAUCGACCCCCAAUGGGUGCUCACUGCCGCCCACUGCUUCUUCAUGAACAGUGUGAAGAUCCUGGAUAAGUGGAAGGUGUAUGCGGGGGCCUCUGACCUCAAGCAGCCAGCAGUAGUAGAGGGGAUCACAGUCUCUGAAGUCAUCAUCAACGCCAACUAUAGUGAUGACCACGACGACUACGACAUCGCGCUGAUGAAACUCUCCCGGCCCCUGGCCCUCUCUGCUCAGGUCCGCCCCGCCUGUCUCCCUAUGUCUGGCCAGAACUUCCUUCCAGGAAGAAAGUGUUUCAUCACCGGCUUUGGAAAGGUCAAUGAAAACGAAGAGAACACAUCACCAAAGCUGCGGGAGGCCGAGGUGAAGAUCAUUGACUACCGACUCUGCAACAACCAGGACAUCUACGAGGGCUACCUGACACCCCGAAUGAUGUGUGCUGGGUACUUGCAAGGGGGCAGGGACUCUUGCCAGGGCGACAGCGGGGGGCCCUUGGUCUGCCAGGAUGGCAACCGCUGGUACGUGGCUGGCGUCACCAGCUGGGGAACGGGAUGCGGCCAGAAGAACAAGCCAGGCGUCUACACACAAGUCACUAAGAUGCUUAGCUGGAUCUACAGCAAGAUGGAGAGCCAGAGCCACUGACAAGCGGAAGACCCCACCCUCAGCACAGAUGCCCUCCUGGCACACCCCUUUCCAGCCACUGCACCAGGGCCCCCCAGAAGGGCUCUUUGGGGAGGGCCAAUUCCCUGCUCUCUGGCACAGGAAGGGUGCCGACUCCCCCAUGGCACUACGGCCUUCCAGAAUUGGCACUGGAGCUCUGCUUUGCCUCUGGAGGGCCUGGAGAAACACUUUGGGCCUGGAGGCGCAGGAGUUAAGAGGCUUUGCACUAUCCAGAGGAAGGCAGUGGGCUCAGUCUUUAGGGUUACCAGCGGGACUGGUGGCAAGGGAAACCAGCCAGAGGAGGAGGAAGAGAGGGACCCAACAGCCCCCUGAAGCAGAAAGGAGAGACAAGACCCAUGCCUAGGGACCUCCCCUCACCCAAAGCUGGGCUGUCCAACCUUGGAAGACCUGGGUCCCAUGGCCCAGGGCUAAGAGAAGUGGCAGCACCUCAGAAUACCCUUCUUCUGCCCAUAUGCUCAGACACAUUUCAGCAAUAAGCAGGUGGGGAUCAUUAGGUGAGCCUUGUUUCUUCUGAAGUCACAUUUCUGCAUUCCCCUGUAUGGACCUUUUGGGUGUCCUGGGGAGACGUCCCCCUUUUCCUUCUGCCAUUCUUCAGGGCCUGAAGGAAGAGGGGGCCACUCUCGACACGCCCCUUGGAUCCAGCACUUGGGUGCCACUCAGGCUGAAAACCUGGGAGGAGAUGGCCAUCUUGUCCCUCUUCUGCAUCUGGGACUCAGAGGUAGACUUCAUCUGGAUAUGGAGGUUCUGUAGACCUCUCCUGGAAAAUAGCCCCAGGUGGCUGAUCCUCCCAUUAAGCCAUCCAAGCUGGGGCACAGCACAUCCU